AUGGCGGCGGCCGGCGGGGCCCCGGUGCGGCUGCGGCUGCUCUUUGAUUACCCGCCACCGGGCAGCCCAGGCUGCGCGCUCUGCUGGCUGCUGCUGGAGCCCAGCCAGGUGCGCCUCAUCACCGACCUCGUCAGUCUCAUUCGCCACAGGUUCGGCUUCAGCCGGCGGGCCCGGCUCAGCCUGUUCCUGGAGGGAGCGUUGCUGCCCCCCACUGAGAGCGCCCGCCUCGUGCGGGACAACGACUCGCUCCGAGUAAAAUUGGAAGAGAUAGUUGCAGAUGAGUAUGAAGAGAUCGAUGAUGACUUCUCUUCUACACCAAAAGAAGCCAAAAAAAGGCCCAGACCAAAGCAUGAAGAGGAAGAAAUCUCUAGAAAUGAAGGCAACAGGCAUAAAAAGGAAAAGAAAAAGAAUAAACAUAAUCCUGAGUAUUCCUCUUGUAGGGAAGAGACCUCUGUAGAUAUUUGUGACUCUCAAAAAAAGUACAAGAAAAGAAAAAGAAGGGAAGAAGCUAGUGGGAGAAAUAGACUCCCAGAAGGUAAGGAAGAGAGCUCCACUGACCAGUCUAAAAAACUAAAAAUAACAGAGAGGGAGAAACAGCUGGCAACAAAAAAGAAGGAUCGAAAGCAGACAGAGGUUGCUGCAGCAAAUGUGGCUUUAGAACAGGCAAAUGGUAAAAGUAACACCAAAAACCCCACACCACAGCCCAGAAGAAAGAGGGCAGGAUCUUCAGAUUCCUCCAGCACAUCAUCUGACAGUAAUAGCAGUGAAGUGAAUGUAAAGCAAAAUAAAUCUUCCCAUAAAGCUGUAGUGGCAACACUUCCCAAAGACAAAUCCCAAGCUGCUGCCAAUGCUGGUGUGAAAACUGUUGUCUCUAACAAAGCUAACACUGAAAAUGCCACAAAGACUACAGUUAGUGACAAUGCUAAAAAAUCCCAGGCUACUAGUUCAGAUUCUGACUCCAGUACAGAGGAUGAGAAGGUGGCAACUGCCCAAGACAAGAAGUCACUGCCUAACAAGGUGACAGCUGUGAAACCCAGUGCCACCAAGGCUCCCAAAGCAAAGAGCUCCUCCUCAGACUCUGAUAGCUCAGACUCAGAAACUCUUGUGAUUAAAAAACCCACAGCAAAUGCUGGGCUGAGUAAUUCCACGGGGAGGAACUGCACUCAACAGCUGCCAACCACCACUGCCAACAGCCGCCAGGGACCACUCGCCAGCCAGGGCCGGGGCCGGGGGCGUGGAACAGGGGAUGAUAACUUCUGGAGAGCACCUAGGGGCCGUGGGUUUCGUGGCAUGACGUGGGGCCAAGGCCGUGGGAGAGGAGCAAACCCUGGCUUCUUCUACAACUACAGCAGUGAAGGCCAGAAACAGAAGCACUUAAAUGAGGAUGCAACAAAUGCUUCUGCUCUUGUCCAGGAUCCUGUGGAGGUCCCCAAGAGAGAUUACAGUGUUUUACCUCUUCUAGCUGCUCCACCACAAGUGGGAGAAAGAAUUGCCUUUAAGCGCUUGGAACUAACUGAAAAUUACAGUCCUGAAGUUUCAGACUACAAGGAGGGAAGAAUAAUCAGUUGGAAUGCUGAGAAGAAACAGAUUGAGCUUGAGAUCCUGUCAUCAGCAGCAGGACAGUCUGCUAAAGAGCCAGGGAAAUUCGAUCUGGUUUACCAGUCUGCAGAUGGAGCAGAACUAAUAGAAUAUGCUGUCCCUCAGGACACAAAGAUAACUGAGAUCUGGGAUGCACUGAUAGAGCCAAGACUGAUUGUUGAGCCUCCAGUUAACGGAUCCAGCGCUGCAAAUGGAACAGGCUGAGAUGUGAAGAACUGUACAUAACUGUUCAGAUGUGCUUAGUGGACUGCUGCUGCCUGGUUCUGGGGCCUGCAGAUGAACUGGUGGAUAUUUCUAAUAAAUGGUUUUAA
This is a messenger RNA of Indicator indicator, 1910 nucleotides long. RefSeq names its product coilin (gene COIL). Gene Ontology annotation, cellular component: Cajal body. Gene Ontology annotation, biological process: spliceosomal snRNP assembly. The record is from RefSeq and is a predicted model, not a curated record. Gene Ontology annotation, molecular function: U2 snRNA binding; U1 snRNA binding. Lineage: Eukaryota; Metazoa; Chordata; Aves; Piciformes; Indicatoridae. The transcript is spliced from 7 exons. Bases 1 to 1803 code for a protein of 600 amino acids.